AUGGCGUCUAUCAACGACCUCGCGACCGCGGCCACGAUCGCUUCGUCCGCCGUGGCUCUGCAGAGCUCGCCCCAGCAGCAGGCGUCACAGCCUGCUGCUCAAACAUCGCCCCCGCCCCAGGCGCCCCUAACCCCUUCUUCUGCGGCCGCGGCAGUGCCAGCCCCUGCCGCCAGCAGCAGCACCACCACCCCGGGGCCUACUCCGGCACCGGCACCGGCACCGGCUCCUCAGAACACGCCACCGGGACCCUCGGCUCCGGUGCUGGCAGCACCCCAGAUCUCGCCGUCGAAUCUGCCCCCGGCGCAGGUGCCUGCGUCAAAAUCACCGUCCGUGCCGGCGGCUGCUCCGGCUCCCGUGGACGGGGCCGUUGCAAACGCGGAUGGCGCCGCAGCCAAGUCAGCCGCUCCGCCGGCGGAGAAGAAGAAGCCGGUCCGGGGCGCCUUUAUCAUCUUCGAGGGCAUGGACCGCGCCGGCAAGACGACCCAGGCAAAGCUGCUCCAGCAGCGGUGCAUCGAGGAGGGCAGGACGGUGCGGUUCAUGCGGUUUCCUGACAGGACGACGCCGAUCGGUCAGAUGAUUGACGCAUACCUGAAGGGCCAGACGGAUAUCGAAGACCACGUCAUUCACCUCCUGUUCAGCGCCAACAGAUGGGAAGCACUGAAAACUAUCCAAAGCGCCCUGGCUUCAGGCACCACCAUCAUUUGCGACCGCUACUACCAUAGUGGCAUUGUCUACAGCGCGGCAAAGCAGAACCCUUCUCUUCCGCUGUCCUGGGCCAAAGCACCCGAGGUCGGACUGCCGCGGCCUGAUCUUGUCCUGUUCUUGGACCUCGAGGAGCAGGUCGCCCGUGAGCGCGGCGGCUGGGGAGGAGAGAUCUACGAGAAGGGCGAGAUGCAGCGACGCGUGCGCGAACUGUUCUGGGGUUUGAGUAUGGGCGAUGUUUCAUCCAACACCAAGGGCAAGGGGAGGGAGGAGAAGGCCGCCGGCGAGAACGGGGCCGAGAACGGCGCCCGGCGCAGCAGCAAAGCCGGAAGCGACGGCUUCAAGCCGGGCGGUGACAAGGGCGAGUUCAGGCAGGAGGAGGAGGAUAUCCAAAUCAUCGACGCGGACCUGAGCGUCGAGGAACUGGCCGAGCGCGUCUGGGAACAUGUCCUACCGCGUUUGGAGGCUGUUGAGAGGGGUGAAGUGGGAGACAAGGUGAGAGUCGUUAGAUGA
Neoarthrinium moseri is the source of this 1215-nucleotide messenger RNA. RefSeq lists its product as uncharacterized. The transcript has 3 exons. Gene Ontology annotation, cellular component: nucleus; cytoplasm; cytosol. Gene Ontology annotation, biological process: dTTP biosynthetic process; dUDP biosynthetic process; dTDP biosynthetic process. Gene Ontology annotation, molecular function: ATP binding; dTMP kinase activity. Bases 1 to 1215 code for a protein of 404 amino acids. The record is from RefSeq and is a predicted model, not a curated record. NCBI's taxonomy places the organism in Eukaryota, Fungi, Ascomycota, Sordariomycetes, Amphisphaeriales, Apiosporaceae.